UGACCCUCAGAAGAGAAAUGUGCGUGUUCAGCUCUCACAGCGGUAAACUCGCUGACAUCACAGUGUCCCGCGCAGGUGGAGGACACCACGCGCUGCUUCUGGGGCUUGUGUUACACCUCCAGAUACCGCUGUGAGGAACCCACGGGGAGGGAGAGGAAAAAUAGCGGACAACUCAUUUCUCUCUAACACCCUUGGAAGCUGUGGAGCUGUGAGCCAGAAAAGAGUCGACUGUGGGACUGGCUGGGAUUGAAUAUAUGCUCAUGCCGGUAAGUGUGUGUGUGUGAGCUGAUAUUAGCAACCCCAUUGGUAUUCAGCGGAGGGAGCUCCAGGAUCUCGCUGCGCCUUUCCCCAGGAUGGGAUCACAGAGCGGGGAUUGUGCUCGCCUGUGAAGAACCCGUUGAAAUGGAUCUGAAGCCUUGCAGAGAUGGACACCAAAUGGGCAGCGUGGAAGCCAACAUCCACCCUCCAGCGACAAGCUUUCCACACCUAACCGCCUCCACCAUCUCCAGCAUUCAGCUCGAACCAUCCCAGCGAGGCCUGAACCUGCAGAGUUGAGGCCGGACAAGCAAGACUGAGAUACCAGACGCCGUCUACAGGAAGUAGAGAAAAGCAGAGCCUCAGAGGAGUUGACUUACAACAAACCAAUCAACCUGUUGAGCAUAUACGAUUGAGCAACUUGGACUUCAUCUGAAAUGAAAUAAGCUGCAGUGAUGCUUGAGCAAUGGCAUGGAGCUUUCGGACAUGUCCGGAUUUAUCGCCCGGAUAUCCUGUCGAGAUUUCGACACUUUUGUGCACACCUCAGAGCUGGGCCACUUUUCCAAAUUGGCUUGUGGGCAAAAGCGAGUAAUUGAAAAUCUCCCCUCGAGAGGUUCUCUGUUCUGAUUUGUUGUGGGGGAGGAGGUCUAUUUUUCUUUUCUUUUUUAAAGGAACAAUUAAAAAAAACAAACAUUAUCCCACAUUUCCCCCUUUUUUUGCUUUUCACCAUCUUUCUCACACAUGGCAGAGAAAUACAUUAUGAAGCAGCACCAUUCUUCUUCAGCCUCCCUCGGUGACGGAGAGAGAGGAGGGACAUACUGUCCAGAAUAGAUAACGAGCAAGCAGACUGGCACUGAGGAAAGCAGAAGGGGGGAAAAAGCAGAAAAUAGAAAUAAACAGAUAAAGAGAGAAAGAAGAAGAGGAAAAAUAUAGAAUUGAGACUGUUCGAAAUCCUCUAGGAGACUUAGAGUCUCUUUCUAAUUCGCCUGUUGGAGGCCAGUUAUCGCAAUGGGGAGGGUUGGGAUUUACACCAGGGGGGGCACUUGAGCAGGAGAGUAGGGUUAUGUCCCCCCUGUACCUGCCUGGUCUGUAUCUCAGUGUUUGGCAGGAAGACAGACUGAAAGAUGGUCCAGUAAACGGACAGCUAUACUGACAGAAAAGCUCUGAGGCUGCUAAGACAGACAGACAGGAAAGCAGACGGACGGGAAGACGGGUACACAGCCUAUUCCAAGUGUCAGGCAGAGAGCCAGUGCCGGCACAGUAGACAGCGUGCGGUUCAUUGUCAUUCUAUGCAGUGUGUGAGGAAGAGACAGAGAGAAGGAAAGAAAGCAAAGACAGAAAUAAAUAAGAGGAGCAUCCCCGUGUUUGUAGCUUCUGGUGAAUCUUACUCCAUCUGCAUCCACCUCAGUCAGUUCGGUGGCAAGCCCAUGCACUAGAAAAACAGGCUGGGAGGGAGGGGGCUGUUACUAGAAAGGAAAUACAGGUUGGAGAGAGAGCGAGUGAGGGAAGCAGAGAAACAGAGGGAGAGAGCAGGUGUCGGAAAUCCUCCCCUUCAUCUGCUUGUCAUUUACUCCUUUAUGUUCUCUCGUCGUCUGGCGAGGUGAUUGGUUUUCUGAUGCCGGCGUUCCUCUGCUCAUAGGCCGGCCACCAUCCAGAGAAAAACAAGAGGUCGGCAGACAGAGGGAAGCAAAAACAAAGACAGCAUAAAAGGAAAGGUGGAGCCCCUUUUUGAUUGACUAAUUUUUCACCCCUUUCUUUUCUUAUUUGUCAAGACGGGCUGCUGUUUUUCCCCCCCGCUUUUUUUUCUUAAAGUAAGAGAUAGAAAGAAGAAAAACACCGGCCCAAUCAAUCCCUCAUUUUCUCUGCACACAGAGUUGAACCUCUCCUUUCAUCAAUUGUUGAUUUUUCUCGCCUUGAUCUAAAGGGAUUAUUUUCUCCAUCUGAGUAUAAACAUUGGAAUCCUCAGAUUCCCUCUAUAGGUCCUCACCCCCAAUGACAAAGUGUGAACCCCUUUGACUCCCCCACGGCAUCCCCCCCUCGGCUGAAGUGCUAAAACCCUGUGGUCUCAGAUCUCCAUGCCUGUGUUGACUCACUACUACAGCGAUAACAUGGCACAGCGCUUCUGAUACCAUCUGAUUCAUUCUGUGGUGGUACAGGCAGCCAGCAGACCAUUCUCCAUGAGGAGCAGUAGAAGAUGCCGGCUCUGCCAGCACUGCUGCUGUCAAUACACUUCCUCUUCUUCCUGCUAGUCACCAUGCCGCCACGCUCCCUCAGUCAGGCCCCUUUGCUCUCCUCCGUCCGCAUGGCGGCAAUCCUGGAUGACCAGUCUGUGUGCGGGCGUGGGGAGCGGCUGGCGCUGUCCCUGGCCAGAGAGAACAUCAACAGCGCGUUGGAGGGUCCGGCCCGAGCCAGAGUGGAGGUGGACAUAUACGAGCUGCAAAAAGACUCCCAGUACGACACUACUGACACCAUGUGUCAGAUUCUACCCAAGGGCGUCGUCUCUGUGAUAGGUCCCGCCUCCAGCCCCGCCUCCGGCUCUACCGUCAGUCACAUAUGUGGAGAGAAGGAGAUCCCUCACGUAAAGAUCGGUCCGGAGGAAACUCCCCGCUUGCCGUACCUGCGAUUUGCCUCUGUCACUCUGUACCCUAGCAACGAGGACCUGAGCCUGGCCAUAGGAGCCAUCUUGCGCUCGUUCAGUUUCCCCUCAGCCAGCCUGGUCUGUGCCAAGGCUGAGUGCCUGCUGAGAUUGGAGGAACUGGUCCGCCGCUUUCUCAUCUCUCGGGAUACGCUGUCAAUCAGGAUGCUGGAUGACAACCUGGACCCUACGCCGCUGCUGAAGGAGAUCCGUGACGACAAAGUGGCCACCAUCAUCAUUGAUGCAAACGCUUCUGUCUCCUAUCUCAUCCUCAAGAAGGCUUCAGAACUGGGGAUGACGUCAGCAUUUUAUAAGUACAUCCUCACCACAAUGGACUUCCCACUCCUGAGACUGGAUGAUAUAGUGGAUGAUCAGUCCAACAUUGUGGGGUUCUCCAUGUUUAACACCACCCAUCCCUUCUAUUUGGAGUUCAUCAGGAGCCUCAAUCUGUCCUGGAGGGAGGGAUGUGACCUAACGUACCCCGGCCCUGCGCUCUCGUCGGCGCUGAUGUUUGAUGCGGUGCAUGUGGUGGUGGGGGCGGUGAGGGAAUUGAACCGCAGUCAGGAAAUCGGAGUGAAGCCGCUCAGCUGCUCCUCACCUCAGAUCUGGCAACACGGGACCAGUCUGAUGAACUACCUGCGCAUGGUGGAGUACGAUGGUCUGACAGGGCGUGUUGAGUUCAACAGCAAAGGGCAGAGGACCAACUACACCCUGCGGAUCCUGGAGAAACACAGAGGAGGUCACAAAGAGAUCGGCGUCUGGUUCUCCAACAACACGCUGGCAAUGAACUCCACCAGUCUGGACAUCAACGUCUCGGAGACGCUGGCCAACAAGACCCUCAUUGUCACCACCAUACUGGAGAACCCAUAUGUGAUGCGCAGAGACAACUACCAGGAUUUUCAGGGCAACGAUCAGUACGAGGGCUUCUGUGUCGACAUGCUGAAGGAGCUGGCAGACAUCUUGAAAUUCUCCUUCAAAAUCAAGCUGGUGGAUGAUGGGCUGUAUGGAGCUCCAGAGCCCAACGGCUCUUGGACUGGCAUGGUUGGAGAGUUAAUCAACAGGAAAGCAGAUCUGGCCGUUGCCGGCUUCACCAUCACAUCAGAGAGAGAGAAAGUUAUCGACUUCUCUAAGCCGUUCAUGACCCUGGGGAUCAGCAUCUUGUACAGAGUUCAACUGGGUCGGAAGCCGGGUUACUUCUCCUUCCUCGAUCCCUUCUCUCCCGCCGUCUGGCUCUUCAUGCUGCUCGCCUACCUGGCUGUCAGCUGUGUGCUCUUCCUGGCUGCAAGGCUGAGCCCCUAUGAGUGGUACAACCCUCACCCGUGUCUGCGAGAGCGCAGAGACAUGCUGGAGAACCAGUACACGCUGGGAAACAGCCUGUGGUUCCCUAUCGGAGGCUUCAUGCAGCAGGGAUCAGAGAUAAUGCCCAGAGCCCUGUCCACCAGAUGUGUGAGCGGAGUGUGGUGGGCGUUCACCCUGAUCAUCAUCUCCUCCUACACGGCCAACCUGGCUGCCUUCCUGACCGUCCAGAGGAUGGAGGUCCCCAUCGAGUCUCCGGACGACUUGGCCGACCAGACCAACAUCGAGUACGGCACCAUCCACGGAGGGAGCACCAUGACCUUCUUCAUGAACUCACGUUACCAGACCUACCAGCGGAUGUGGAACUACAUGAACUCCAAGCAGCCCAAUGUAUUUGUGAAAAGCACGGAGGAGGGCAUCGCACGCGUGGUCAACUCCAAGUACGCCUUCCUGAUGGAGAGCACCAUGAACGAGUACCACCGCGGCCUCAACUGUAACCUCACAAAGAUCGGAGGCCUGCUGGACACCAAAGGCUACGGCAUCGGCAUGCCAUUGGGGUCUCCGUUCAGAGAUGAGCUCACGCUGGCCAUCCUCCAGCUGCAGGAAAAUAACAGGCUGGAGAUACUGAAGAGGAGGUGGUGGGAGGGAGGCCAAUGCCCCAAAGAGGAGGACCACCGUGCCAAGGGUCUGGGCAUGGAGAACAUUGGGGGCAUCUUUGUGGUGCUGAUCUGUGGCCUCAUCAUUGCUGUGUUUGUGGCCAUUAUGGAGUUCGUGUGGUCGACACGCCGCUCUGCGGAGACCGAUGAGGUGUCUGUCUGUCAGGAGAUGAUCACAGAGUUCCGAAACGCCGUCUCCUGUAAGAAGAGCUCCCGUAUGCGCCGCCGUCGACCCCUCAGCAGCUCAGCAACCCUGCGCCACCCCACACGCAUAGCUCUGGGGGCUCCGCGCCCGCUGCGCCUGGUCCGGGAGAUGCGCCUCAGCAAUGGCAAGCUGUACAGUGGAGCUGGCCCGCUGACGGGUGGAGCUGGAGGAGGUGGAGCAGGAGGGACGGGGCUACCUGAUCUGGGCCCUGGUCCCCAGCGGAUCCUAGAUGAUCCACUGGGAGCCAACACCACCCCUCCUCCACCAGCCCCUACCCCUGUGAUGCUGCCCGCCCGCAGCUGCACCCAUGUGCGGAUCUGUCAGGAGUGCAGGAGGAUCCAGAACCUGAGAUCAGGCAGCACUAUAGGAUCAACCACAACAAGAAUACCGCCUCUAUCAGCGCCCCUGCCCAGGCUGCCCCCACCCCCACCCCCAUCCUCAUCCAACACAGACAGUGAGGGCGGAGGGGGGCCCAGCCCAAGGCAGCUACACCACAGCCCCCCGCCUCACACCUCCCGACCCCUUCCACCUCCACAGAACAGCAACACCACAGACCUACUGGGCGACCAGGACUGAGACCAGAAGCAAAGGGCGGGGUGAGGGGGUGAGGGUGAGGGUGAGGGUGAGGGGGCUGCGGUGACGUGACGGAGGAACAUUUGUGCUGCUGACAAAAACACUGCAAAAUUCAUCGGCGAACAAAAGAGGGAGAGAUGGAGGGAAGAAAGGUUGAACUCUGCGAGGUCAGCCAAUAGGAAAUGAGACGACCUUUAAAUGGAGAACAAAGAGGGGAAACUGUGACCCUUUCUCCGGUUGAGCUUGAGGCCUACAGAUGCAGAACUAGCUUGCUGUGUGACGGUCAAAUCAGCUUCUGUAAUAAACUCAGUUAAAACUGUUCAGUUUGGACAAAUCUGAGCGGAAAUGCACAUGACCAGAUGAUGGUUUCCUCUGUCUCUCCUCGCUCCGCCUCUCACUUCACCUUUAGAUUUGGUUUCCUUCCACAGACACUUCCAUGGGAGCUAAACACCCCUCUAGUAACAUGAAGCCUUGUUGGAGGACAUACUGUAUCCGUAUGUGAUUUAAAACAGCAACUAAAAGACAUCCAGAAAAUGAUUUCCUGUUGUUUUUCUUUUCUUUUGUCGUCUUUCUUGUUUUGUUACCAUUGUUCUAAGUGGGAAUAACAGAGUUAAAUACAGACUAGAUGUGACAAUAUGGUGGAUUAUAACAUACUAAGACUGCGGCUUAUUGUGUUGAACAGUUUUGUGUCCCUCCCUGUGACCCUGUAGCUGCUUUUUUUGGAUGGUAUCAGGAAAGGUGGAUGAAACAACUUCAAGACAACAUAAUGCAAAUGGUAGCAGAGGAAACUGUCUGUCUUUACACUGUGCGUGUGUGUAAAAGUGUGUGCUUCCUGUGUGUAACUACUCAAAGUGAGGAGAACCAUGUACCCGGCGGCAGCACCCUUCUACAAAUGUUAGAUAAUCAGACGGCCACAAAAAGAGGAGAAAGAGCAAGAGGCUUUGAAAUGUGGAACGAAUGUCCCUCGUUAUCCCGGUGGAGCACUCGCCAAGCCUUUACUUCUGUUUCACCUCCGUUCACACAGCGAAGAGGAGAUAGAGAGACGGGGGCGAGGCAGAGCCAGAGAGGCGAGAUAGAGACGAGCGGAACGAGAGGAGAUAGAAAAGGAGUGAAAAGGACACCGCUGAAUUUGAAUGAGAAAUCCUUAACUGAACUACUUCCAUUAUUAGAUGUGUCCUGAUCUGUUCGUUCUGGGCAUCUUUUAAGGGGCUUGUUAAUGCGCCAGCAGCUCCAGCUUCUUCCCUUCUCUGUUUAACUGUUGAACAGACAGACUUGGCCGUCCACCGUAGAGACUCCUGCCAGAGUGAUAGACUCGACACAGCCUCGUCAAUACUGUCUCAAGCUUUUGAUCGCCUAAUUACUCCCCUCGGUGGCUGGGGACUCGUUCGCGAGGGGGUUGAACACAGAGAAAACGUGCUGAUAAAUAGAUUUAGAAGAAAUACAUGUUUUUCGCUCCGGCUGGUGAAGAAAACCUCGUUUAAUUACGUUGCUAAUGUUACAGCACGACUGUUGUGUGAGACUCCACACUACACAUAGUGCUUCAAGGGAAUGCACUGGGGGGUUUGCACAUUUUAGGUCUUUAACUUGAAAUUGUGCACACUUUAGAUGAUUGCUAAUGAGUAUAAGCAUACCUUUAUGUUCUUUUAAUAGUUCCAAUCUCCCAUGUAGCCACUGCUUUCACAGCAAGUAAUUGUGGUAUAAUUACAAGGAGCAUUAAAGAAUAAGGCUGGUUUCGUUCCUAUUGUCAUUUAAAUCCAAAAACCACCUAUGAAUUAAUAAAGUGAUCUGACUGGCAAGUAGCUUAUUACUCUUGGCUAUAGACUUCCAUUACUUACUUAGUUAAUUUGUCGGACUUUGCUCAAAACCUUUUCUUUUUUAAAGAAAGUAUAUAUUUGUGCCUAUUUUUUAAGAGAAGAGACGUCAGGAAGUGAUGAAAGAGCAACACAUGUUAGCAGCCUUAUCCUUUAAAUCUGCACUGAAUGUGUUAUAAUGAAGUUAUUUCUUCCAUUAAUGAUUAUAACCUGGGGGCCGUAGUAAAAGAAUGAGGUGUGAAUCAAACGUACCCGUGUGCUGCAGCUGUUCUCUGUGGGACAACACGUCUGAAAGGUUCCCUCCAUCGUCCCAUAGGUUCUAUAUUUUUGUUGAUAUGACAUGAUUAUCGAACGCUGUAUUAGCAUGUUCUGCACUGCAGUUCAUUGACUCAGCUGUUUAUUCAAUCAGUGAUCAAAAUACUCGCAGUGGACUUAUCGACUGAACUAGGAGGCGGUUUAACACAAUCUUAGAUAUUGUGACUAUAUUGUUCUAAAAAUGUAUUUUCUGGGCUGUUGGAGGACGUCCUGCAAUCCAAGAGUUUGCAUCAUCACGCUCAACGUUCCUGCUUAUUGUUUGUCUUUGAUGCUUUGAUUUCCUGACAGCAGAUUUUAUGAAUGUAAAGCUUUUCAGCAGCUGAUUCUCGAAGGUCCGUGUUUCCUGCCUCCUGGACGUAUCAUUUUAUUCCUUUUCUGUAUUUCUUCCCCUGUGUUUUAAAUUCUCCAUAUCUCCACUUGCACCACAGUCUCUGCAGCCCUCUUGACACUCAUCAGUCUCCUCCUAAUGCACAUAAAGUUACCCGCUGCUUCACACUUAACCGAGGAGCUACAUGCCAUCAUGUCAGAACUCAACGAGCAGCAGGAACUCCAUCCCUCACUGGCUUCCCACCCAGCCACACUCAGCAGUAAUACAAAGUGUGCGACGUAAAAUGCAAACCCACCAGUUCAGCCCUUUACAAAUCCCCUGAGGGGAGAAAACACUGGCAUUGUUGUCUGGGCAAAUGUUGCAUUGCUGUAUAGAAUUAUGCAUUUUGCAGUGAAACAGAUUUGUCGACGGUGUUGUGCUCCAGAUCAUGACCGAUAACGUUGUUUGCACACAUUAUGCUGUUUCUCUGAAUGAUUGCUGUCAGCAGACGCAGGCCUGGAUUUGAUGUGUCUCUGUUUACUUCUGUGUGUUCAGAAUGCUGAAUAGGCAACAGGAGCCAAACCCUUCCUACAAGAAGUCACAGUACACACACACACACACAACACACACUGACAGACACACCCGCUCACAACUUCUUCAUUUCCAAUUCUCUUGUUGUCUAAAGGUUGUAAACCCACUGGUUGUUUUUGUUGUUUUCCAAUUUUGUCUCCUUCCUGUUGUCUUGGAUUGUUGUGUGUAAGAAUUCACAAAAGUUGAUAUGUGACAGCAGCACAGAGCCAAUAAGUAAGUGGCUAUCAGCGGCGUGAAGCCAUCAGCUGAAAGCUUUCAGUGUGUGGGGGGGGGGGGGGGGGUACGAGAGGAGCUGAAACAUUGCUGGUGUGAAUAACUGCUAGUUCGAAGGGAAGGGAGGGUCACAAAACAAAUCAGAUGGGGUGUCUGAACAGUCGCUCCUCAACAAACCUUUCUGUUUACGUUUCUGUUCUUUUCUUUGGUAUUUUUUCAUAUUUCUAUACUAGUGCUAAAUGGAUUAUUAAAACUGAUGAUGAAUAUUAUGAUGAAAUUGUUGUUGUUAUUCCUAUUAAAGAGCAAGAGGUUCUAUAGUGUGAUUGUGGGUGACGGGGGGGGCGAAGAUGCUCUUCGGAGAGAUCACCCUGUUGUUCAAACCUAUAGACACACACACACACACACACUUCUUUUGGAAUAAAAGUAUUCAAACAGUC
Molecule: messenger RNA, 9294 nt
Organism: Cottoperca gobio
Lineage: Eukaryota; Metazoa; Chordata; Actinopteri; Perciformes; Bovichtidae
Gene: grik5
Product: glutamate receptor, ionotropic, kainate 5
Exons: 23
Coding region: 2450-5623 (1057 amino acids)
Biological process (GO): monoatomic ion transport
Cellular component (GO): membrane
Molecular function (GO): ligand-gated monoatomic ion channel activity; signaling receptor activity
Source: RefSeq, a predicted model, not a curated record